UAUUUAAUAAUUUUAUUACUUAAAUUUUCUGUACUACAAUCGAGAUACCGUGUGUGUACAUCUAGCAUUAUUAGUAAGUUUCGUUUAUCGAUAUCGACAUUUAUUACAUACAUAUCUAGUGUCUAGUAACUCUAGUGUUAUUUAUGUCACAAUUGACUUUGACUCUUGUGCGUGCACUUUGUUUAUAAAAUAGGUUAUGUUAUGAAACGUGAAUUUUGAAGGAAGUGAAAGACAUUAUUUUUUGUUAAAGCUAAAGUGCGGAGAGAUUCUACGAAUUAUAAUAACAUAACACAUACGAUGGCGGGGAAAACUAAAAAGAUACAGUUGCCCAAAUCGGUGCUGGAAAUGAAAUUCAUGAAAAAAACAAGAGAAAGAAUAGAAAAGGAAAUGGAAAACACUCAAGAUCAUAGCAGUUUAUACUCCAAUAUAAUUACAAAUGAAAUGAGAAGUGCGUCUGGUAAUUUCAUAUCUGAAUCAAGUUUCAUAUUUUGUGAUACGAUGGUUGAAGGCCGGCUAUCAUUCAAGGGUAUGAAUCCAGAGAUUGAAAGGCUCAUGGAGCUAGAAAAUGCUGAUAAAAAUGAACAACCAAGCAGUGAAAUGGUUAAAGAUGUAUCAGAUGAAAUUUUGGCAAAGAAAAUGAACAAGUUCAAUAAAAAAAGACAAAACCAAAAUCCUAAUGGUGAGGGAAUUAACAACAAGAGAAAAAAAGUAAAUAAUUUGUGACUUCAUUAUUAUGGUUCACAAUUUAUUUUAUACAGAUUGUAUAAUGUAAUUAUAAACGUGCAUUCAAAGAACACUAUGUGUUCAUACUUAAAGUAGAUACUCUUGUUAUGACAUUGUAAAUAUUAUUUAAAAAUAAUGUAGUCAUAUUCAAUUAUAUUUUAAGAAUUACGAUGUAAGGUAUAUGUAUAUAUACUAAUAAAACAAGAAAGCAAAAUA
Spodoptera frugiperda (fall armyworm) is the source of this 939-nucleotide messenger RNA. It is a transcript of the gene Mpp6, whose product is annotated as M-phase phosphoprotein 6. The transcript has a single exon. Lineage: Eukaryota; Metazoa; Arthropoda; Insecta; Lepidoptera; Noctuidae. The record is from RefSeq and is a predicted model, not a curated record. Gene Ontology annotation, biological process: maturation of 5.8S rRNA. The coding region runs from base 298 to 723 and encodes 141 amino acids.